Molecule: messenger RNA, 1765 nt
Organism: Durio zibethinus
Lineage: Eukaryota; Viridiplantae; Streptophyta; Magnoliopsida; Malvales; Malvaceae
Source: RefSeq, a predicted model, not a curated record
CCAUUAAUCAGCCCCAAACCACAGUUCGACCAGCCGGUAUCGUACGCGAUGCGACUUGGCGUGUAAGUCACAGCCAACCCCCUGCGGUUCAAUUUCAGUAACGAGAAAAGAAGAUUUGGUUUUAAGCAGCUCGGCUUGAACGGUCAAUAGCAAGUAGCAGCUGCUCUGCUCUCCCGCCAUUGUCCACACGCCUGAGAAUGGCUUCAAUCUUCACUCUUCCACGCCCAACUCCUUCUCCUUACUUUCCAAAAUAUCACCAGGUGUUUCAUUGCUCUGUAAUGCAAAGCCCAUUGCUUAAAGGUUGGAAGCAUGGGUUUUCCCGAAAGGAGACGUUCAAGACCUUUACUUCAAUAACUUCCAUAGAGCGGAGGAGAAGGAGGAGAACUUUGAUCUGUGCAGUCAACCAAGAUGCUGAGAAAGCUUUCAAAAAGACUGUAGAAGUGGACAGACUCAUUGAUAUGCUGAGGGAGGCAAAUCCAGAGGAACUUCAGAAACUAGUUGUUGAAAAUAUCCUUGCUUUCAAUGAGAGCUUCUGGAUACGAAUUGCUGCAAGAAGUGAUACCUGCAAAUCAGAUGAUGAUAAAAAAGAUUAUGAGGAAUUGGCUACUGCUGUAAUGAGCAUAGUGGAUCGCAUUGUUCAUAAGACCCAUGAAAAGAUUGAUUCAGCAACUGAUGUUCUCAAGGAGAUCUUGAAACCUGUAGUCACUGAGGAGGAAGAGAUUCCUUGGCCCCCUAAGGAUCCCGAUGCUCUCAAACAAAUGGAGAAACAAAUGUUUCAAAUGGAGCAAGAAGGGAAACUAGAUGAAGGUUUCCUUUCAGAAGUCAGUGCACAAUUACGACAAUCAAAAGAAGAUGGUGAUAAGCCAGGCCUCGAAGCUAUGUUGCAAAAGGUUCUGCAACUCUAUGCUUCUAUAGUUCUCUUAAAACGUAGUUAUGCAAAGAAAGGGAAUGAAGUGUUGAAAGCUGAGCAGUUUCUUGAAACUGUGAUAAAAGCUCCUGAGCAGCAGUGGAAUAAGCUUUUGAUUGAUGGGUUAACUGUUGGUAAAGGAGAAAUUUCUCCAGAAGAAUUUUAUGCUGUAAUCAAGAAACGGAUUGAGCGGACUUUAAUCCGAACUGUAAGAGGCACCCUUUGCCUUGAAUUUCUAUUGGCUGUAGAUUCAACUCUUUUCUCUUUUCAACCCCUCCUUUUUAUUCUCCCUAUUUCUGUUUCUUGUUUUCUCUCUCGCUCUCAGGAGGGAGGCUCUUACCAGCAACGUAUUCUCACUGAAUAUUUGAAAGGAAUCGAAUCGAGAGCAGAGGAGAUUGUCCAGUUUCUUCAGGGCAAUGCAGAAUAGGUGCCUCAACAGUGAAAAUGACUCCAGGCACGACGUGUUUUCAGCAUGCAAAAUGUGAAGUAGGUCUGUCCUUAAUGAAGAGAAGGAAAAUUUUCCAGAUUUGGAGCCAUCAAAUGCAUAUUUUGUGAGCGAUCCUGUUCCACGAGCAAAUAAACUAAGGAGUAUCCCACAGUACCUGGCCAUCUUUCUCCCCACUAGGUUCCUUCGCAAAUGCCCAUAUCUUUUUCUUCAAUUUUGGUCCGUGGGCAUGUAAUUAAGUCUCAAAAUCAUGACUCCGACUGAAUCACCGUAAUUAGGUACUGGUAUGGACUGCCCAUGCUUGCCUUUUUCCAUUUUCAUUGUUUAUUCCUUUUAUUGUAUAGGCAAAAUAAAUAAUCUAUAAAGUCUCUACAUUUUGACUUGAGAAUAGCUUGUUUACAUUUUUUUAAUAA